AUGACUGAUAGAUCUACACCAAGGUCGCAGCCUCAGUACGAGCCUGUUGGAUCGGACGAACACGAAUUGCAUCACCUCACACAACACGAUGAUGCUCCUUUCGGUAGGGAAGCAGCCGGUGGCAACAAAGCCAAUGUUGCUGUAUUCUCUUCCGACAGCCUGGAGAGGCAGUCCGGGAAGACAAACCCAGCUAGUUGGAGACUGAAGACAAUCUUGAAGAAAUGGCGCAUGCAAGCCCUCGAAGCAUCAAUCCGAAAGAAGAAGAACCAGCAGGUACCCAUCGUCAAAGACCGUUUCACCGCAAUACUAGCUGCUCUGGUGCAUCUCCCCGCCAUCGCUGGCAUCAUUACUUUGAGCUUCUACAUCUUCAAGAACUACUACAUCGGCAAAGAACUUGAAGGGAAGCCCGAUUACGAUGUCGAGAAAAAAUUGGGUAUUCAGUUUGCGGCGAAGCUCAUGGAAAUGUUCAUUGUGCUGUCACUCAACGCCAUCGUCUUUUCCAUGAUCCGACACGAGUUUACGAUCGGUCAUUCUGUUCCAUAUGGUGCUCUGGUAGCUGGACAGCAGAUAUCCGAGGUCAGCUUCUUGUGGUCUGAGGAGUUCUUCAGCAUUGUGAAGGGAAAGUUCUCUCAAACAUGGAAGAAGGUUGGAUUCAUCAUUACUGUCUUUGUCUGCACGAUUAUGGCUCUGGGGGCGUCAUCGCUCAGUGCUGUUGCGAUGAUGCCACAGGAAGGGGACUGGAGAGCGGGCGGUAGUUUCGUCUACUUCAAUGGUACCAGAGACGAGCUGUUCCCUGGCGUCUUGACAGAGGAUAACACAAUCGGAUCUGCCUGUAGUGUUGCGGGAAACGAGCGUUGUCCUUCAUGGCAAUGGGAUGUGAUCAACAGCCAGCUCAUCUCUAAACUCCCUCUGUCAGGCGAAGUAGACAAUGGCUUGUUCAUCAGACGACCACCGAGCGAGAUUCUGGUUGCCGGACACUCUUCGACACUUGUCAACCUUGUGGUGGACGUCAGAGAGAAAUGGUUCAACCUCAACAGUCCCAACCAUACCGUCGCCAGAAUGCCGCAUCUUGGACCUGCCGAGGCUUGCAUCACAACGUCACUGCACUGGGAACAAGCUGCAGACGAUUCGGCCCAGAGAGGACAAACUCGAUUCAACAACUUCCAAAAGCUUGCCCACAAGCUCAAUGCACCGAUGCCAAUCACCAACACGAGAUGUGAGCUGACGUCCGUGGGCGACGCCAAAGCAAAGACAAUCUUGUUCCCCGACUUUGUGACCUUCCCACCAACAACGUUGAACGUCACGAAGGACGUUGUGAGUGAUUGGCUAUCAGAUACCCUGCCUGAUUUGAAGAAACCCGAAGUAUUGUGGUUUGACUCAGCACCAGUCAUUGCUAAUAGUUCUGUUGGCGUCGUGGUCGCCGUGCCAUCCAACAAGUCGCGCGAGGCAGCCGAUAUCUAUGGCUGUAUGAUCGAUGCACGGUGGAUCACCACUGAACUGAGUGGCGAUGCAGUCUCGCUGGCCAGUAAAGGAUACCCACCAUUCUCAGGAGCUAUCGCCACAGCGCUGGGAGGCUCCUGGAUUGGAAGCCCUGGCUACGGUCAGCGUGUCCAUCUCGCACCGAGCUUCGCCAAAUAUCUCAACCCUCUUGACUCGAGAGCGAACCGAACGGUCAUCCACGAAAUGCUUCUCAACAGUGGCGUAUGGACAACCGAUGGGAAGGGUUCGAAGUCCACGGCGCAUCUUGAGGCGGUUCUUGGGUCAUUGGCGGCUAACGGCUUGGGCCGAUCGACUCCGAACGUCACUGCCAUUACAACCCUUGCUGAUCCUGAUGGUGAAUGGUGGAAAAGCUUCAUGCCGCAGGACGGUAAGGUGUUUGGACCUGGUGGCAGUCCAUAUGCUGUAUCAGACGAGGACAAAGCUCGUCUCUUCAGUGCAGAGAUGGAGACAUGGGUGACCGGGUUCGCGUUUGCUGAUAACAGCUUGACCAUGCGCGGAGCCAUGGCUGUUUUUUACGUCUAUGCACUCCUUGUCAUCGCUUACUCGAUCUGGUCUAUCUGGUCAGGCAUUACUUCAUCUUCAUGGGAGUCUGUGCCGGACCUUCUCGCUCUUGCUCUUGCAGAUCGAGGAUCGGGGUAUGACUCUGAAGGACUUAACAAAGGAAGUCCGGAUAUUAUGAAGGAAAACUUUUGUAUUUCUGCAGAUGGAAAUACGCUGAGACUAAGAGCGACUCAUGGGUUGGUUCCACCUGAGAACCCACAAAACAGAAUACAGCCAUCGCCGCCGCCUUCGAAUCGCAUUAUAACUCGCCGUCGACUGAAUCCUGUCUUGGCGGCCUGCGAGCCAUGCCGCAAACACAAGGCCAAGUGUUCUGGUGAGAGACCAACAUGUCGUCGCUGUCUUCAACGUAACCUCUCUUGCAACUAUGUAGCGCGGCCAGGCGAAACACGUACACAGGCGCUAAACCGAUGCUCUCACGAGGCCCAUGAAGGCUCGAGUCAACGUGCAACUAUCUACGAAGAACUCAUCGGGUUGUUGAAGAACCUACCCGAUCAAGAUGCCCAGGCCAUCCUGCAAAGGCUAAGGUCAAGAACAGACGCGGCUUCAGUUCUUAACCAGGUCAGAGCAGGCGAUGUAUUACUUCAAAUGGCCGUCGUUCCCGAGACAAGGCUACGAUACGAGCUUCCAUAUCGAUCGGAGAUGCCGAAAGAGUUUAAACGCGACAAUCCUUAUCUAAACUCACUGCUGUUUGAAACAGCCUCUCUCUACUCACAACACCAAACAUCAGAGCCAAGCGUACCUGGACUUCUUGCUAGCCUGGGCUCUGAAGAGCAAAGAAGCCUUUACUUGAAGCCCUUCCAUGCAGCCCAAGUAGUCGACCCAUUACUCUCCGACGUCAAAGUCUCACCAUGGACCAGCGUCUCUUUUCACAAGGACUUAUUCCUGGAGGACAUGUCAGCGCGUCGUACCGACUUUUGCUCUUCCCUCCUUGUCAAUGUUACACUUGCAUAUGCUUGUGUCUGUUACACCAAUUUCUCUAACCGCGUCGAGUAUUGGAAUCCGAACACUCUUGCUUAUCGCUUCCUUGCCGAGGCCAAGCGACUAUGGGAAUUGGAAGCUUCUGUCCCGUGUAUAACUACUAUCCAGGCAGGUAUCCUCUUUAGUGUUUUUCACAAUCUUUGUGGUCUGGACGAGGUUGGGAAACCUUACAGGAUACAUGCUGUAGCUUUGGCCCAUCAGCUUCGCAUCUUUGACACUAUCGACGUUGAUCAGAGCAAGAGGAUACAGAGGGGAACGCAAAAUCUGGCUUGGGCUAUGUACAACUGGGAGACUCUCUCCGCCUUCUCGUUCAUGCUAUCUCCGCUCAUCAAGGAGCCACCAAAAUGGCCGCUUCCAGAUCCUUUGGAAGAUCUGUCGUGGUACGGCGAAGUAUGGGUCAAGUACCCCCUGAAUCAUGGCCUUUCACCGAUGUAUUUUGGGGAAGUUAUCCGUACUCGGAGUCAGUUUCGGAUCAUCAUGAAUGAGUUUUGUGACGCAGCCUACACAGAGGGUUCCAAGGUAGGAGUUGACAAGGCGUAUCAGUUUCGUGAAAGGCUGGAAAAAUGGUACAACAACUUGUCGACAUCUCUAACUCCCAGGAGAAUUGUUCUUCCUGGACAGCUACAAUUACAUAUGUACUAUCACCACUUACUAUUAACAAUCUUCGAGCCUCUUUAUGAUGUGGAAGCAAGUCAAGAACCUUCUCCACAGAGUAUUGUAGCAGACUCAAAGAAGAAUAUGCAGACACUUGUCCGGCUCUACUAUCUCCGACAUGGAUUUGAAGCAAUGGACCUCUUUAUCGUCAUCCCUCUGAUGAUGAUGGGGUAUGAUUGCGUAGACGCCAUCAAGGAGGAUACGCCAGAGGAAGAAAUUGAGUUACUACGAUCGACUCUCAUUCUGAUCGCUCAAGGCCUUUAUAACCAACGACGGAACCACUACUUGGCACAGGCACUUUUCAGAGUUAUUCGAGGGAAAAUGCGUCCGCAGGAGAUUGGUUUACUGAAGAGUUCAAUGGCGUUGGAUAAGUACGAGGCUAAUCCAGAACCAGAUAUGGCAGUGGCUGUUCGAAGCCACUGGCCAGUGAGCGUUGUUAAGAAACAAGAGGACAUAGAGUCCCAUAUCUUGACGAACCUUGUCGAGAGUUUUGGUCGUGUCAAUGUUGAAGAAAUUCCAUGA
Molecule: messenger RNA, 4215 nt
Organism: Fusarium redolens
Lineage: Eukaryota; Fungi; Ascomycota; Sordariomycetes; Hypocreales; Nectriaceae
Exons: 7
Coding region: 1-4215 (1404 amino acids)
Biological process (GO): regulation of DNA-templated transcription
Molecular function (GO): DNA-binding transcription factor activity, RNA polymerase II-specific; zinc ion binding
Source: RefSeq, a predicted model, not a curated record